CAAAAGCCGUCUACUUCCAAGCACUUGCUCUUUUCUGUACACUGCAACCAUGUCUGCCCAGCCCUCAAUCAAGGCGUGCAUCUUCGAUAUGGACGGGCUUCUGCUCGACACCGAGUCGAUCUACUCGGAGGUCACCAACAGAAUCCUCGCGCCGUAUGGCAAGACCUUCCCGCUUGCGACCAAGCUCAAGAUGAUGGGCCGUGACGUCCGCACCGCCACCAACAUUCUCCUCGAGGACCUGCAGCUGCCGCUGACCUUUGACGAGUACAACUCGCAGGCCCUGGCCCUCAAGCAGCAGCUGUUUGGCGAGGCUGAGCUCAUGCCCGGCGUCGAGAAGCUGCUUAGGCACCUGAGCAAGCACAAGAUCCCAAUCGCCGUCGCCACCAGUUCUGCCCGCCCCAUGUUCGAUCUCAAGACUGGGAAGCACCAGGACCUGUUUGCCUUGUUCCAGGGGAACAUCACCUGCGGAGACGAUCCGGCCAUUGAGCAUGCGAAGCCUGCGCCCGAUCUGUUCCUGACCGCCAUGAAGCGCUUGGGCAAGGGUCUUACAUCUGCUGAUUGCCUGGUAUUUGAAGACGCCUCGAAUGGUAUCGCGGCCGCAACCAAUGCCAAGAUGAGCUCGAUCUGGGUCCAUGACAUGCGGUUCUCGCCAGACGGAUCCGUGCCCGAGGGCAUCCACGGUGCCACCGAGCGUGUUACGACGCUGGUCGACUUUGACCCAGCAAAGUAUGGCCUGCCACGGUAUGACAGCUAGAGUGCCUCUCGACGUUUAGAACCGAAUGCAGACAUU
Molecule: messenger RNA, 790 nt
Organism: Linderina pennispora
Lineage: Eukaryota; Fungi; Kickxellomycota; Kickxellomycetes; Kickxellales; Kickxellaceae
Product: haloacid dehalogenase-like hydrolase domain-containing 1
Exons: 1
Coding region: 50-754 (234 amino acids)
Molecular function (GO): phosphatase activity
Source: RefSeq, a predicted model, not a curated record